This is a messenger RNA of Oncorhynchus keta (chum salmon), 2291 nucleotides long. RefSeq names its product protein Wnt-11-like. Lineage: Eukaryota; Metazoa; Chordata; Actinopteri; Salmoniformes; Salmonidae. The coding region runs from base 302 to 1375 and encodes 357 amino acids. The transcript is spliced from 6 exons. Gene Ontology annotation, molecular function: cytokine activity; frizzled binding. Gene Ontology annotation, cellular component: extracellular region. The record is from RefSeq and is a predicted model, not a curated record. Gene Ontology annotation, biological process: multicellular organism development; neuron differentiation; cell fate commitment.
ACAUUCCGCAGCGAGAGGCACUGCGCGCUGAAUAACCUGCGAGAGAGAAGAGGUAGCCACUGUUGCUGGGGAGUAAACGAUGCUUACUUCUUUGGAUUCAUUUGAAUUGCGAAAUUGUGGAUUUAUACGAAUUUGUGGAGGAUAUUGAAUUAAAAAGGAUAUUACACUGACACGAAUCAUCAUUAAAGGGGAAAGAGGGGGAGACGGUGUCAUGGCAGUUGACUUGUGAUUGCACCUAUAAGAGCCUAAAAGCCAACAGCCACCUGCAUUACUGUCAUCUCUAAGUUGGAACACUAUCAUUAUGAAGAAAACGUCUAACACCCUCCCACUCUGUCUGCUUACCAUUCUGCUGCUGUCCCAGAUCUGCUCCGGCAUCAAAUGGCUGGCCCUAUCUCACACACCCACGUCCCUACACAUCAACCAGACCCAACACUGCAAGCUGCUGCCCGGCCUGGUGUCGUCACAAGCCCAACUGUGUCGGAGCAACCUGGAGCUCAUGCAGACCAUCAUCGCCGCAGCCCGCGAGGUCAAGAAGACCUGCCAGAAGACCUUCGCUGACAUGCGCUGGAACUGUUCCUCUAUUGAAAUCCCCAGUGACUCCUCGAGGUAUCGUCCAGAUCUUGACAGAGGCACGAGGGAGUCAGCUUUUGUGUAUGCCCUGUCUGCGGCGGCCAUCAGCCACACCAUAGCGCAGGCGUGCACGUCGGGGGACCUGCGCCUGUGUUCAUGCGGCCCCAUCCCCGGGGAGAUCCCUGAGCCGGGCUACCGCUGGGGCGGAUGUGCAGACAACCUGCACUAUGGCCUGGUCAUGGGCUCCAAGUUCUCUGACGCCCCGAUGAAGAUGAAGAAGGCAGGCUCCCACGCCAACAAGCUGAUGCAUCUGCACAACAGUGAAGUGGGGAGACAGGCCCUGAGAGAUGCGCUGGUGAUGAAGUGUAAGUGUCACGGUGUGUCUGGCUCCUGCUCCAUACGGACCUGCUGGAGAGGCCUGCAGGACCUGAAGGACAUCGCCAUUGACCUGAAGACCAAGUACCUGUCAGCCACUAAGGUGGUGCACAGACCCAUGGGUACGCGCAAGCAGCUGGUCCCCAAGGACAUUGACAUCAGGCCCGUCAGAGAGAACGAACUGGUCUACCUGCAGAGCUCUCCGGACUUCUGUGCCAAGAACGACAAGCUGGGUUCCGUCGGCACCCAGGACAGGCAAUGCAACAAGACAUCCAUCGGCAGCGACAGCUGUGACAUGAUGUGCUGUGGGCGUGGCUACAACCCCUACACAGAGAAGCUGGUGGAGCGCUGCCACUGCAAGUACCACUGGUGCUGCUAUGUCACCUGUAAAAAGUGUGAGAGGAUUGUGGAGAGAUACGUCUGCAAAUGAGUCCAUGUUGUCUACUUCAUCCACCUACCCACCUAACCGCCCCACGUCUAUGUGCUGGGGCUACAGAUAACCAAAGCACUACGUUACCAAGGCUUACUUUUGUCUUAAGCUUUAGCAUGUAUAUUUUGACAAGAAAGUGUUUAUUUUUGUUCAUUCUUUUUAAUUAAACUCUGACUCACAAGCUGGACUUAAAACCUUUUCCAUUUUACGAACGCGGACACAAGGGUGUUGUGACAAUGCCUAUUGGUUUACGUGAAGACCACCGUCCUCGAGGAUUUUUUCUUUCCUUUCAUAAAUGUGCAUUACACUUGCCGUACUCGGAUAUCAAAUGUCUAUUUUCGUAUAUACUUUUAUUCAAAUAAAUGAUAUUGGAUUUGUUUUUUGAGGAGAGGGACUGUAGUCUCCUCGUUUGCUGUUGGGGGUAUACUUCCAACCUCACUCUGAUGUUGACACUCACCGUUUACUUCAGAACCAUUCCACGGAAUUCAAAGGCUUCUGAAGGAUCCAUGGUGUUUUUCCUCAAAUGGUAGUCCUUUUUUCAACAGAGAAAGACACUGAAAGAAAGAGAGGGAAAUCGUGCUCAACACACAAAGGGAACUUAAAGUACUUUUAGUUGUGGAACUUUUUUAGUAACUGGUGUUGAACUCUUGAGCACUGGAGCUUGACUGGGGACUCGCCCGCAGACACACAGUUCUGUGUGCAUCCUCAGGAUAAGGACAAAUAACUCCCAGUGUUAGAAACAGCACAUUAUCCCUAUAAUUUCUGACAUGCAGGUAGUCCAAAGCCUAACCCUCAGAGCAUGUGAACGGAACACAUGGGUCUCCUUUAAUGCCGUGUUAUGAUGAACCACUCUUACGUGGCUGUACAUACUGUCUUUUUGUAUGCUGAAUUAAAGAAAGAAAUAUUUAUAAACUAA